UUCACUGAGUUGUUGCUUCGAUCCAUUGGGUCCUGCCCUAUUUUACUGUGGAUGUCUUUCGUUAAUUUUGCAAGCUGAAAUUUCUAAUGGGGAAAUUAUGGCUUAAAAUGCCCUGAUAGGUGCUGACUUUUUUGGGGGAAUAAUUCUUUGCUAUCUCAGCUAUGUAACGGUGAGAUAUUUGGAUCAAGAUGGACAGAGAGGGAUCAAACCUCCCAGAAAACCAGGACAAUGACAGUCAAAUUUCCCCUUCACCAAGUGAUCAGACUACAGAUGAUGGAGCAAGUAAAGGUAUUAGAGCCAUACCAGAACAGAGGAAAGAUGCCACAGUAUGUUCAGACUGCCUACCACAACCUUCAAAUGAAACACCAACGGAAGAUUCAUGCAUUCAUUCGUCUCCAUUGCAAAGCUCCUCAGACAGUAAGAAAAGUAAAUUUGCUUGCCAAUCAGCAAGCUCACAAGUCCAUAGCAAAAACACUGAAGACGACCGCUGUGCCCAAUGCCUGCUCGCCUGCCUAUUUUGUGAACUGCUGUUCCUGUGCAAAUCCCUCCUUAAUACCACAUCAUGUGGUGGAUUCAAUACAUGCAGUUGCUGUGCUGAAGAUUUUGAAAACUACAGUCUGACUUGCUGCACGGAUUGUGAAGACCUGGAAGAAAGUUGUGUAAAUUCUGAUUGUGUGGGGAUUUGUUCUGAAUGCUGCGGUCUCUGUUUUCCAUCAUGACCACUGAGGAGAAAACCUUUGACCUGUAUGCUUAGUCCAGAUGCUGAACCUCGAGCUUUUGUAAUACAUUUUGAAAAAUAAGAAGGCAGUACAUUCAUGUAUGCAAAUAAAGCAGAAUACAAAUACAAAGCUCAUAUAACUUUAAUGAAAUUAAACAGCAAAACAAUGCCAUCCGUAAAUAUAUUAGUGCAUGCUUUGAUCUAAUGUGCAUUAUUUAUGCCUUUGUUUGUAAAGUCGUAAGAAUACAGAAAUUUAAUGAUGGUACAUCAACAAAUUAAUAUACUAAUGUUUGAGCAUUGAAUUUGAGUAUGCUUUGAAAUAUGCAUUCCAAUUAAAAUUAAUUAAUUAACCCAUGCAAAUUUAGAAUGAUUUCAGUUGUAGCAUGAAAGACAUAAUUUAGUUUACAAAAAUACAAAUGAUAUUCAUAAUCAAACUGGAUCCAUUUUGUAAAUAUUCAAAACCAGUGUAACAAAUUUGUUUGCCAUGUCUCUCUCAAGCUAUACAGUUUUUAAUAUUAUUAUCAACUAUAUAAAUAAAUAAAAGAUAU
Chiloscyllium plagiosum (whitespotted bambooshark) is the source of this 1266-nucleotide messenger RNA. The record is from RefSeq and is a predicted model, not a curated record. NCBI's taxonomy places the organism in Eukaryota, Metazoa, Chordata, Chondrichthyes, Orectolobiformes, Hemiscylliidae.